This is a messenger RNA of Sciurus carolinensis (gray squirrel), 673 nucleotides long. It is a transcript of the gene Pln, whose product is annotated as phospholamban. The record is from RefSeq and is a predicted model, not a curated record. Lineage: Eukaryota; Metazoa; Chordata; Mammalia; Rodentia; Sciuridae. Gene Ontology annotation, cellular component: sarcoplasmic reticulum; membrane. Gene Ontology annotation, biological process: negative regulation of ATPase-coupled calcium transmembrane transporter activity; negative regulation of heart rate; negative regulation of calcium ion import into sarcoplasmic reticulum. Gene Ontology annotation, molecular function: ATPase inhibitor activity. Bases 243 to 401 code for a protein of 52 amino acids. The transcript has 3 exons.
ACUGUCAGAAAACCUCCCAGCUAAACACCCAUAAGACUUCACACAAGUUGAUACUCUCUAUUUUAAGGACCACAGAAGCCAAGUUUCCAUACCUUCUUUGAGCAACAGAGAACAAAAGUCCUUAUAAAUCCCUCAGAGAAGAAUAAAAAGCUACCUAAAAGGAAGGUUAUCUCACAUUGGCUGCCAGCUUUUUAUCUUUCUCUUGACCACUUAAAACUUCAGACUUCCUGCUUCCUGGCAUCAUGGAGAAAGUCCAAUACCUCACUCGCUCUGCUAUAAGAAGAGCCUCAACUAUUGAAAUGCCUCAACAAGCACGUCAGAAUCUCCAGAACCUAUUUAUCAAUUUCUGUCUCAUCUUAAUAUGUCUCUUGCUGAUUUGCAUCAUUGUGAUGCUUCUCUGAAGUUCUGCAGCAAUCUCCAGAUGUGCAACUUACUGUAUUGGAUUAAAAUGUCAUCCCAUGAACGGGAAAACAAUACAGCCCACUUCCCAAGUAGAAGAAUUUCUUUAUGAAAAGGUCAAGAUUAAAACAAAUUGUUAGUAAAUGUAUCUGCUAGAUCUUGUAAACACGAAAAGGGCUUCAUUUUCAAAAUUAAUUCUGCAAUGACUAUACAUGUGUACAAUGUAACUAUUGAUUUCCUGAAAAUGGCUUAUAAAUUUCUUUCCUAAAUCUUU